AUGUUAGCUGAAAGCGGCGGCCAUACUCGCAAGCUGGCUAGUGCUGGCUGCUCUGGCAAACACCCGCAGAAUUGUCAGCGGGAUGUGACCCGUGCACUCGACCUGCCGCUGGAGCUCUUCUAUGUCAAGGUGCCCAUCAAGUGCCCCAGCGAUCCGAAGAAAGAGGUGGAGUUCGAUUGCCCCAUAGUUUUGCCGUACGAGCUCUAUGCUUUUCUGGCACUCGGAAAGUGGACGCCUCCGUGUGACCGAGCCGAGAUUCGCAAGUACUGGGACCACGCUGCAGCCGCUGUCGCCCGAGACCCCUCGGGCGAGAACAGGCGACUUCCGGGACGUGAAAAACAGUCUAAUCCAUUUUGCCUUUGGGGCGAUGACGCCCGGUACAAUCGUUCUGGCCAGAAGCUUGUUGUCUUCACCAUGAACAGUUUGCUUCAUCAAAGUUCUCGAGACUGGGUCGAUUUUGAUCAAAUCUUUUAUACCGAUAUCUAA
This is a messenger RNA of Symbiodinium sp. CCMP2592, 486 nucleotides long. Lineage: Eukaryota; Dinophyceae; Suessiales; Symbiodiniaceae. The record is from the annotation of a GenBank genome assembly.